GGUGUUGUUGGUUGGAGAGAGACCGCUGACUGAACUUGUGAGGAGAGGAGAGAGGGAGCUAUGCGCUCUCUUCCCGGCAGAGUGCGUCCCGCUCCACACGCUCGCUCUCUCUCGCACUCGCAGUUCUCUCUCUCUCUCUCCCUUGCUCUCUCUCUUUCUCAUACUCACACACACACACACACACACACACACACACACACACAUACACACACACACACACAUCGGGGUCACUCUACUUCCCAGGCAGCGGACUGGUUUGUCUCCCGCACCUCCUGAACACAGCACAUGAGCAGUCUGAGGGACGUCAGCAGACCUUCUCCUACCUGUGCACCUUCAGCGUGCGUCAAAGGAACUCCGCUCUUUCUUUGUCUAUUUGUUUGAUCCGCGCUUCUCUGCCAGCUGCUUUUGGAUUACGGAGAAGAACAAGCGGCGUGGGCGCGUAACUCUCGAAGCCAUGGAAUUAUGGAUAAAGUUGAUGUUGCUGUACAGCUGCUGCUUUGGAGCAAGUGCAGACUUUGACGGCAGGUGGCCGCGGCAGAUGGCCUCAUCCAAUGGCCUGUGUCGAUACGGGGCCAGGGUGGACUGCUGCUGGGGAUGGACGCGCCGCUCCUGGGGUCACUGCCAGCCUCUCUUCGCCUUAACUCACAGAGUAGUCGGGAUAAGGUGCCAGCCCCAAGCUGUGUGCCAGCCUGGAUGUAAGCACGGAGACUGCGUGGGACCCAAUAAGUGCAAGUGCCACCCCGGCUUCACUGGCAAGACCUGCAAUCAAGACGAAGAGCUGGACUAUUUAACCCCACCAGUGUGGGCAAGUCACCUCCCUAUCUUUCUUCCCGUGGACCAUCAGCCAGCGAGAGUUGUGAUGGAGGACCUGAAUGAGUGCGGGCUGAAGCCGAGGCCUUGUAAACACAGGUGCAUGAACACAUAUGGGAGUUACAAGUGCUACUGCCUGAACGGCUACAUGCUGAUGCCUGACGGGACCUGUGGAAAUGCCCGCACUUGUGGCAUGGCCAACUGCCAGUACGGCUGCGAGGUGCUGAAGGGAGAGGUUCGGUGUCAGUGCCCGUCACCGGGGCUACAACUGGCUCCAGAUGGAAGAACCUGUGUGGAUGUGGAUGAGUGUGCAGCAGGAAUAGCUGUGUGUCCCAGGUUCAGGAAAUGCAUCAACACCUUUGGUAGCUACAUCUGCAAGUGCCAUGAGGGGUUUGACCUGCAAUAUAUCAAUGGGAAAUACCAAUGCAUAGACGUGGAUGAGUGCUCUUUAGGUCAAAGCCACUGCAGCAGCUUUGCCACCUGCUACAACACGCCGGGCUCAUACAAGUGCAAAUGCAAAGACGGCUACAGGGGGAUGGGCCACGACUGCAAACCCAUUCCUAAGGUGGUUAUUGACCCCCCGAGACCAGGCAAGCUGCCUCCAAACCAUCACAACCACAUCCCUGACUUGGAUCAGAGGAGGACCACCACCACCACUUCCACCACUACCCGCCGCCCACCAGUGAAUCCAAAGAGAAUCUUCCCCGUUAUCCCCAAAUCCACGACUGCCUCCACCACAACAACAACAACAACCACAACCAUGACCAAGGCACCUCUGCCACCAAAGAGGGUCACCCCACCUCCACGCAAGCCUUCAGUUCCCACCCGGAAGCCCUUCAUCCCCACAAGGAAGCCACCAAUACCCACACGCAAGCCCUACGUCCCACCAAGGCCAGUAGCUCCCACCAGACACCCCGCAACGCCACCACCGAUCACCCCUGUAGACAACACCAUCCAGAAGGAGGUCACCAAGCAGAGAGGGGACGUCCACAUCCCUCGGAACCACGGACACAACACCGUUCUCGGGAUCGACUUUGACAUUGAGCUCGGCAACACGGCAGAUGAAGCCAAAGACGACCCAGAGUCGGGGUAUCUGAGCUGCUCCUUUGAUGAUGGUCUUUGUGGCUGGAUCAGGGACAAAGACGGAGACCUGCACUGGGAGACGACGCCUGAUCCGUCAGGUGGACGGUACCUCACCAUUCCUGACGUUGGAAACAAGAGAAGUGGACGAGGGGCCCGGCUGGUCCUCCCACUCACCCCUCCCUGGAAUGAAGGCAAUCUGUGCCUGUCGUUCCGGCACAAGCUGGCAGGCCACCACGUGGGCAUGCUGCAAGUGUUUGUGAAGAAGGGGAAGCAGUACAGUCCAGCAGUGUGGGGCCGGACAGGUGGAAAUGGCUGGAGGCACACCCAAAUCACAUUAUGGGGCACAGGUCUUGAAAGUGUGAUCCUGAAGGGGGAGCGUGGGCGAGGCAGGAGCGGCGAGAUGGCCGUGGACGACAUCACCCUGAGGAAAGGCUCCUGCACAGAGGAGCACAAUCUGAGAAGACUCUAACUGACAGAGCAGGGAAAAAAAGGCAGAAAGAAAACAAGAGGGAAAAAUCAUCUCAAAGAGAACUGACUCUGUUUUGACACCCCCUCACUCUGCCUGGGCUCUCGCCGAUCCCUCCCCCAACCCAGACCUCCUCCCGAGCCAUCCUGUGAACGAUAUUCUAAAAAUUGUGCGUCUGCAGAACAGUGGGUUUCUCUUUCUCUGCGCUGUCCAUGAAUAAAAGGACUGAACCAAAUCUCAUGGGCGGAUCCCAGCAGCACACUCCUGUCUUCUCAGCCUCCCUCUCACUCCAUCACCUUGUUACUAUGAAACCUGCAUGUACCUACUUACCAUGGAAAUGUCCUCCACCUAACUCAGCCCUGGCAGCCUUCCAGCCACACAGUUGCUUCAUUUCUUCCUGGAGAGAGGAUCAUUCCCUCACUUCGGAUUCUCCUUUUUCCUUGCUUUGAUCCUUUACACCACAAGCCAUUGCUUUUUAUUUGCUUGAUGUUAAAACAUGUUGCUAGGGGUGCAUUUUGUAAUUGUUUUAAUCAGUGAAAUAUCAGAGGUGGUAUACAUUUCUUUGAAGGUUAAAGAUAAAAUACUAUGUAAAAGACAAACUGUCAUUAUUUGGUGCUAAUCUGGUUUACUCCAAAUCUGAGUCAGAGCCAGUUUAGGCCUGCCGUUGUUGGUCUACUUUGAGUUUUUGGUAUUGCUACUGUUCUAUAGCACAGUUUUGACUGAAACAGCGCUUUUCUUUUGUUGUCACAGUAUUUCAAAGAUCGGUUUGGCUGAAGAGAGUUUGAAAAAAUAAAAGCACUUUUUCUGCCCCGAUCUUUUAUUGAAGCCUCCUAAAGUUGUUUAAACACUCCACAGUCAUGUUUUUCAGAUACUUGAAAUGUGUCAGACAGAAUCAGUGUUCGAUUUGUGACACUAGCAAAUCAACAGUUACUUUCUAUUAUACAGUAUGUGCUUUGUUAUAUUAAGUGCAGUUUGUUAUAACGACGACAACACCAACAACUUUUUAGGCUUUCACGAAUUGUAUUAUUGUAAAUGUAGUUGCGUGUACAUACUCAAAAUCGAUGAUCCCAUUUGUUGUGUGGUUUAUACAUUAUGUUAAUUCAUACAUGAAUAUUAAUUGGAUUUCGAAAUGGUUGAUAUUUCAGCUUUUAAUUAAAGAACAUGUAUACCGAUUGAAACCUUGUGUAGUGCAAGGCAGUGUUUAAAGUGCACAAAAUGUGUAUGUUCAUGUGUUAUGGUAUAAUGCUCUGUCUGUAACUUGCAAAGCACAUAGUUGCGUAUUGUAUGCUGUGAUAAUGAAGGGCAUCGGCUGGAAUUUAGAGGUUUUCUGUAUGCAUAGGUGCAUUCACCAAGUUCAAAUUUAUCCAGACCAGUAUGUAAAUAAAAUACAUUUGACUGAUA
Seriola aureovittata is the source of this 3760-nucleotide messenger RNA. RefSeq names its product nephronectin a (gene npnta). Bases 455 to 2362 code for a protein of 635 amino acids. Lineage: Eukaryota; Metazoa; Chordata; Actinopteri; Carangiformes; Carangidae. Gene Ontology annotation, molecular function: calcium ion binding. The transcript is spliced from 14 exons. Gene Ontology annotation, cellular component: membrane. The record is from RefSeq and is a predicted model, not a curated record.